Molecule: messenger RNA, 987 nt
Organism: Lactuca saligna
Lineage: Eukaryota; Viridiplantae; Streptophyta; Magnoliopsida; Asterales; Asteraceae
Source: the annotation of a GenBank genome assembly
AUGACCGCUGAAUUCCAAGCGAUCCUGGUUGAGGCGGACAAAGAGGGUACGAAAACUCCAUUGAAAAAGCAAAAGGAUCCUGUUGCGUCUACUGGUGCACCAAAGAGAAGAAAGCAACCUGCUAAAAGGAGAAAAUCUCCCACUCCUUCUCCAUCCCAGAGUGAAGGCGAACAUUCUGAAUCCGACUCCGAGUUUUCCACCCAGACUCCUGAGGUAACUCCACCAUUAAAUGAUUAUGUUCCUUCUACUCCUCCCUCCCAAAAAACAACCGCCUCUACACCAAUUACUAUUGCAUCUUGUCCUCUGUCUGUUUCAUCUCAACCACCGACAUCUAUUCCAGUUUCAAUCCCUAUCUUCACAGAAUCCACCAUUUCACCCCAAGCCUCUACUGCACCUAUAAUUUCAAUCAACUUAUCUGAUACGGGGGCUAACACUUUAGGUUUUUCAAGCCAUGUUACUCCACCCAUCUCUCCCAUUCGCACCGAUGACCCAGACAUGAUUUUCGUAGAUGAUGUGGUCGGAUUCACUUACAGUCCUUUUCAAAUCAGGAUUGAUAGUGAAGAUGAAGCCUCUGCUAUGAAAGGGGAACUCAAGUCUCUUCAUGAGAAUAUCGACCAGCUGAUUCUCGCAUCCAAAGCUUCUUCUUCUGAGGCUUACUCCAAAGCAGCUGUUGAGUUCGUUCUUGAGCGGGUCACAAAGGAACAUGCAGCUAACACCUCUACUAUGACCAAGGUAGUUUCUGAUUCAAAUGAAGUUUGCAAAUCCAUGACCGAAAAAGUCGAUAAACUAAUUGCUAACACCAUAAAGUUCAUGGAAGAUUACAAGACUACCUACAACUCCAACACCAUCACUGUGAACAAGGCCAUUCAGAAUGUUGGUACCAUGUUUAAAGCAGAAAGGACGAACUUUAUUGAUCUUCGCAAGGAGUUUCAGUCUGAUAAUCAAGCAUUCCAGUCUUCCAUCGAUGCAAAGAUCUCAAAGCUUUAG